Messenger RNA from Pomacea canaliculata, 2322 nucleotides. Its product is annotated as trissin receptor-like. Bases 80 to 1687 code for a protein of 535 amino acids. The transcript is spliced from 4 exons. Gene Ontology annotation, molecular function: G protein-coupled receptor activity. Lineage: Eukaryota; Metazoa; Mollusca; Gastropoda; Architaenioglossa; Ampullariidae. Gene Ontology annotation, cellular component: plasma membrane. The record is from RefSeq and is a predicted model, not a curated record. Gene Ontology annotation, biological process: G protein-coupled receptor signaling pathway.
CGCAAGCGUGUUCCUAAAUCCGUUCAGCCAGCCGUCUGUCCGGAUUAUAUUCAUACUUCUCUACAGUUUGGUGUUCGCCAUGUGCUUUUUGGGAAACAUCGUGGUUUUGAUUGUGUUUGCACGCAGCAAGCGCAUGCACACUCGCACCAACCUGUUUCUGGCCAACCUGGCAGUGGCGGACUUUUGUGUCGGUGUCUUUUGUGUACUCCCAACCCUUUCUACUUUUCUCUCACGUGUGUGGGUACUUGGCCAGGUGAUGUGUAAGCUGUACUACUUUGUGAACUACCUGGCCUACACGGCAUCUAUUCUGCUGCUGGCGGUCAUCGCCGUGGAGCGCUACAUCGCCAUCAUGCAUCCACUGAGGUCGCGGAGGUUUUUCACAGCCCCUCGACUCUUUGUGGCUCAAGGGGUGGUGUGGGGAAUAGCCGCUGUAUACAACAUCCCUAUACUGCUGAUGAUUGACACACACCCAACCCAAAACGGGUGGUACUGCUUUCUUACACCUUCGGACUUUGACAUGACGGCUUACUACACGUGUCAUUUCGCCCUGUGGUACCUGCUGCCCCUGCUCGUCAUCCUCACGGUGUACGGACGCAUCUCCUGCACCCUGUGGGCCACCAGUGCAGCGGCGGCGGCUGAUGACAGUGGAUACCACAGAAGCACCGGCAGCACCAGCGUGUCCGUCACCGUCGACGCCAACUACCAGCUGCACAGCCACAACCACGGCAACGCCAGUCCCAGGACCGCCCUCAUGACCUCCAACCCCGGUCGCACGUGCGUCACGUACUGCGAGCCGCUCGGCGACAACGGCUUUGGCUCGGUGGUUAAAGUUGGCGGGGCAAGAAAUGGCAGCGACGGAGGUGCUAAUGGGAGGAACGGACGAGUUGAUACUCUCAGCAGGAGUUCUCCUCCCUCUAGCGGAUCUGCGGAAGGCGUGAGCUCCGUCAAAUUUGGCGGGGUCAGCAGUGGCAGGGGUCAGUGUGGAGCAUACUGCUGCGAGGCAGGGAGAGGCUGCCAGCACAGUCCCAUAUAUCAGACUAAAGGAGUGAACGAGCACAUCGAGAUGGUCCCCCUUACAGGUAGAUGUGAUGGACACCACGCCAGUCAGAACAGUCGCUGCAGCAAGCUCGCCAAAGAAGACACCAACGACGCGAGCGACGCAACUUCUUCUGACGACUUCGAGAACCGCUCACCAGGUGGCACUAGCGCUGACAUGAAGGGAGUAAACGAAUACAGUCGCGGUGGCAGCUUCAACAAAGGAAGCAGUGGUGGUGCUGCAGCUGCUCCUGCUGUGGGUAGUGGUGGAGGAGGUGUCAGAGGUCGACGUCGUCUGAAAUACCAUUGCCGGGUCAGCACUCAACGGGGGCUGGCAUCCCGGAGGAGAGUCAUUCGCCUGCUGAUGGCCGUUGUGACGGUCUUUGGUGUGUGCGUGCUGCCGUUCCACGUGCGGAACCUGCUGCACUACUGGCAUGUUUCCUGGCCUGUGGGGGGCGUUCUGGACUACCUGCCUCCCAUCGCGUAUUUCAUGCUCUACCUCAACAGUGGCCUCAAUCCCUUCAUAUACUGGAUGUUCUCCGACCACUUCAGGCGAAGUUUGAAGGAGACCUUAUGUUUCUGGAGACGAACCAGAUGCAGCUCAUCCAGGCUUGCUCAGAACUCGCCUUGCCAAAAGCAGAAUGCCAUAUGAGGAUCUCGUAGUUUUUCCGCUUCAGAAGCUUUUCUGACAUUUUCGUCUGCUUUGUUUAUAAUGCUUAGACAUGCUUCUGGUAACAAAACAUUUUUGGGACGUACGGCGUUUAGGAGUUUAAAGCAUGGAUGACUUCGUGGACGAAGUAUUUGCUUCCAUAAUUCAUUCAUUUAUUCAUUUGUCCCAUGACCAAUGCCGGUUUUGUGGGGGAGUAAUAGAUUUUGCUAUUCUACAAGUGUGGUGACCGGGCUUUGUACGAGAUCAUUGGUUUAAUUCCAUGUACGAGGUCCAGAAUAGCCUUCUGAAGUACUGUUGUCAAAUGUUUGAAUUCUUUUGGUAUCGGCAAGCAGAGUCCACGUUUCACAUCCGUAAAGCAGGAUGUGUACUAUGUAGGACUUGUACAUAUUACAUUGUAUUAAACCUGAUGGUAUGGCUGACUAAGAUUUUUUCCAGCCUCACCUUUGGCUCUGUUUUUCUGCGAUCCUGAUGUAGAUAGCUGCCGUAGAACUGUCACCUUGGAGAGGAUGGCUCGCAAGUAAUGAAAGGAGUAAACGGCAGCCAUCAUACAGUGGGAAUUAUUUAGGAGGAAAACUACUAAUAUUAAUAGAUCGACAGCAUUAUGUAAAAACACCGAA